ACUACGAAGCAUGCCAAUUGACGGGCUGUUUACAUUGAAUUCAGAAAGAGGAGCUGUUGUUGUUGUUGCUGUUGUUGUGCCAGCUCCCCAAUACCACACCACCCAGGUAUGUCGUAUAAUAUGCUGUCCGCCCUUUCGCAUGGGCGGUUGUCUAUUUCGAGCGCCACAAGGCCGUGUAUGCUGCUGCAUAGAGCAAACUUGCAUCGUCAGGCAGCAGCAGCAUGCGCCUUCCCGCUUGCUCGGAGUCACUCCUUCUGCCCGCAUAUAGUAGCCCUCUCGCCCUUGUACCAUCCACGCUUCUUCUUCUCCAUUGUGCAUCCAGCCCACCAAGCCUUUUCCUCAGUAAGCAUGGCGACCGAAGAUGCAGCUCACGGCUCGCAGCAUUCGGUCCUCGACUCGUCUUUUCCAGUCUUGCUCCCUGAGGACCCCGCCCUGUUCAUGCCAGAGGGCGAGUUUCAGGCAUUCGUCAAGAAAGCCCUCGUCAGUGCACGUCAUCUGCAACUAAAAGACCUCGAGCGUGACAUCGCCACCAUCGACAAAGGCGACUCUGCAGCGACUCCCAAGUCAGACAUCAAAGCGCCCUUCGUUGCAGGAUUGGAGAAGCAUGCUGCUCACCAUCAAUCCCCCGACGCCCUGGCUGCAGAGAACAAGACGCUCACAGAGAACGCUGAUGUUACCAACAUAUCCUCAAAGAGUGCCAUCGUCGACUUGUUCUACGAUCUUGGCGAGAACACAACGGGUGAUAAGCUAAAGACGUUGCUUGAUGACGCCUGGCGGGAGGACCCGUUGCUGACGCUCAAGAUCAUCUUCAACGCUCGAAGCAUUCAUCUCGGCAAGAGCAACAGGAUCGCGAGUUACAAGGCCUUUGGCUGGGUGGCAGAGUACCACCCCCUUACUCUGCUUGCAAACAUGAGAUGGCUUGUCCGGCCCGUGAUCGAAAAAAAGUCCGCCAAAGACAAGGAAAAUGAUGAGAGCAAGGAAGGAGAUGACGACUUUGACAUGAUCAACGCAGAUGAGGCCAAUCCUGCCAAAACCCAUGAUGUACGAAACGGCCUCUCCCACGGAUACUGGAAGGACCUCCUUAACCUUGUCGUAUUCGCCGCAAAUGAUCAGCUAAAGUUCGAUGGCGACCCCUCCGCACUCCUCAACCAAAAGGCCGACAACACGUCGAAAGGCAAGCGAAAACGCAACUGGGACCAAGCAAGCGCAAAAGAGCUUCGACGGCAGAAGAAGAAGGAGCAGAAUGAGCGGGUACAAGAGAAGAUGAAGAAUGACCCCUUCUACCGAGCACUCCACGUCAGCGUCGCGAGGCUCUUCGCUGAGCAGCUAGUAGAAGACAAGGCAUUGCUGGACUCUGGCAAGAAAUCAGCCUUGAAGAAGCUGUCUCUAGCCGCCAAGUGGGCUCCUACUUUUGGAGAGUUUCAUGACAAGCAUACCUUCAUCCUGUCGACAAUCGCCGAGAUCCUCUUCCCUGAGCCAGCUUCGCUCAGCCCAGAUAGCACCAACCGCGAACUCCACCUUCGCCUUAUCCGUGAGAAAUAUCGCAAACAGUAUGCCUCGCCGCUUCGCAAAGCCCUCAGCAUCGUCGAGCGGGACAUCGCUGCCGAAACAUUCGACAACAUCAAAUACGAUCGAGUUCCCUCACUCGCCAUGGAUCGCUACACUGGUCUCUUCGUGAAGAAGGAUCUCGAACGCUUCAAAAGCUACAUUCAGGACGUCUCGACUGGCAAAGCGAAUAUCUCCGGGGCCACUCUGUUGCCCUCCACUCUAAUCAGCAAAGCGCGGAACAUCUCAGCGCACAACCCAACAGGUGCGAAAAACUUCAAAGCAAUCAAAGCCGCCGUGGAGGCUGAAAUACACAGCGAGGUAAUUGACGGUCAAUGGAAUACGCUGCUCAAGCGCGUCCGUGAUGCGGGCACCCUGCAAUCGUCCAUUGCUGUCUGUGAUGUAAGCGGUAGCAUGUCCUGGCCCUCAUUCAAAGACGGCUCGUGCCCCAUGGACUCUGCAAUCGGACUGUCUCUCCUCAUUGCUGAAAUCACCGCUGCUCCGUUCGGAGGUGGUUUCAUCAGCUUCCACAGCACCCCUACCUACAUCUCCACUAGCGGGGGAGACAACGAUGCCCGCGGCCUCGUCGACAAAGUGCGGUACAUUCAAAGCACGGAUUGGGGCUUCAGCACAGACUUCGUCGCCGUCUUCGAAGACGUCAUACUCCCUAUGGCUAUUGCGAAUCACCUCAAACAAGAGGACAUGGUGAAGCAGAUCUUUGUCUUCAGCGACAUGCAGUUUAAUGAAGCUGGGGAAUCCUCUGAACGCUGGACCUCGUCGUACGACCGCAUCAAGAAGAAAUACGCCAACGCAGGGUACGAGGUGCCGCGCCUCAUCUUCUGGAAUCUGGCUGCGCACAGCACGGAUAAGCCUACUACCAUGGACGAUGUAGAUACGGCGUUGGUGUCGGGCUACUCGCAGGGCAUGCUGAGGGCCUUCUUAGAGGGCGGUGCUUUUGAUGACGAGGAUGCUGUGGAGGAGUCGCAGAUGGAUAGUGACGAUGGCAUCACGGAGGUGCAUAAGGUGAAGAAGAAGAUCGAUCCGCUUACCGUCGUCAAGAAGGCGGUCCAGCACAAGGCAUACAACAUGCUUGAAGUCGUUGACUGAAGGUAUCCACGACAACGAUUGAUCAGACGACGUUAUUAAUCUGUACAAAGCUUCAUGCGUCACAGAAAUGAAGAGGCAGAGGCAGAUUUCUUGUAAUCUCAAAUUAGACUCCAAAGUCUCUACUCCAUACGACCUUUAUGAUUCUCAUUCCCUGAACUCCCAUCUCAGAUUCCAAUCUCCCUUUUUCUUGUCCAUUUCCUUUUCCAUUUCCAUUUUCCAUAUAUUCAAUACCUAACCUAUGGCCCCUGGGGUUGCAUAGGUGACUCCAAGUCCUUUAUUACAAAGACAGAAUACUGAUUCAUGCCUAUAUCAAAAAAAUCAAAAAACACACAAUAUAUCCCGACUCCCGACUCCCAACUCCCCUAGUACUUGAUGACGUUGUGGC
Messenger RNA from Cucurbitaria berberidis CBS 394.84, 3037 nucleotides. RefSeq lists its product as uncharacterized. NCBI's taxonomy places the organism in Eukaryota, Fungi, Ascomycota, Dothideomycetes, Pleosporales, Cucurbitariaceae. The record is from RefSeq and is a predicted model, not a curated record. The coding region runs from base 109 to 2652 and encodes 847 amino acids. The transcript is spliced from 2 exons.